Molecule: messenger RNA, 1914 nt
Organism: Cordyceps fumosorosea ARSEF 2679
Lineage: Eukaryota; Fungi; Ascomycota; Sordariomycetes; Hypocreales; Cordycipitaceae
Product: Glycoside hydrolase, family 35
Exons: 1
Coding region: 1-1914 (637 amino acids)
Biological process (GO): carbohydrate metabolic process
Cellular component (GO): vacuole
Molecular function (GO): beta-galactosidase activity
Source: RefSeq, a predicted model, not a curated record
AUGAGAUUCCUCUGGGGAGCCUUGGCUGCCUUCUCGGCACUCUCGCUCACCGCGGCUGCCCCGGGUGCCGCCCACCCCGCGGGUAACUUCAGCUACAACCGGCACCAGUUCCUCCUCGAUGGCGAGCCGUACCAGAUCAUCGGCGGCCAGAUGGACCCCCAGCGGAUCCCGCCCGAGUUCUGGUCACACCGGCUCAAGAUGGCCCGCGCCAUGGGCCUCAACACCAUCUUCAGCUACCUCUACUGGAACCUGCACGAGCCGCGGUCCGGCACGUGGGACUUUUCUGGUCGCAACGACGUCGCUUCCUUCUUCCGCCUCGCGCAGGCAGAGGGCCUCAAGGUGGUUCUCCGCCCGGGGCCCUACAUCUGCGGCGAGCGCGACUGGGGCGGCUUCCCCGCGUGGCUCAGCCAGGUGCCGGGUAUGGCGGUGCGCCAGGACAACAGCCCGUUCCUCAAUGCGGCCGGGGCGUACCUCGACAAGCUGGGCAAGGAACUAGGGGGACUGCAGGUGACGCACGGCGGGCCGAUCCUGAUGACGCAGCUGGAGAACGAGUACGGCAGCUUCGGCACGGACAAGACGUAUCUGUCGAAGUUGGCGGCGGCUCUGCGGCGCAACUUUGACGUGCCGCUGUACACCAACGACGGCGGCGGCAAGUCGUACCUCGAGGGUGGGCAGCUUCACGGCGUGCUGGCCGUCAUCGACGGGGACUCACAGUCCGGGUUCGCGGCGCGCGACAAGUACGUGACGGACCCGACCAGCCUCGGGCCGCAGCUCAACGGCGAGUACUACAUCACCUGGAUCGACCAAUGGGGCAGCGACUACGGCCACCAGCAGAUCUCCGGGUCGACCGACGCGAUAUCCAAGGCGGUCGCGGACCUGGACUGGACGCUGGCGGGCAACUACUCGUUCAGCAUCUACAUGUUCCACGGGGGCACUAACUUUGGAUUCGAGAACGGCGGGAUGCGUGACGACGGGCCACUGGCCGCGGUGACGACGAGCUACGACUACGGCGCGCCGCUGGAUGAGAGCGGCCGCCCGACGGACCUCUACCACGCGCUCCGAGAGAUGAUCUCCAAGUACGUGCCGGCAGGCAGCAUCCCGGAGAUCCCCGCAAUGCCCGCGCUGGCCGCCGUGCCCGAGUUUGCGCUGACACCGGCCGCGGCGCUGUUCGACGUCGACGGUGCGCGGACUGCGGCCCGGGUCGAGGCCGACCCGGUCAGCAUGGACGCGCUGGGCCAGUCGUACGGCUACGUCCUGUACGAGCACACGGUCGCGGCGGACGUCGCGGGCAAGCUGGCCAUCGGCGACGGUGCACGCGACCGCGCCAUCGUCUACGUUAACGGCGCGCGCGUCGGUGUGGUCGACACCAUCUACACGACGCCCGCGACCGUCAGCAUCACCCUCAAAAAGGGCGACACACUGCAGAUCCUCGUCGAGAACCUCGGCCGCGUAGACGUCCGCCAGCGGCUCAAAGAGCAGGUCAAGGGCAUCGUCGGGAACGUGUCAGUUGGCUGCAGCCUGCUCACGUCGUGGGCCUCGCGCUCGAUCCCCCUGGCGACGCUGCCCUCGAAGCUCGGCGCCGGGCACAAGGUCAAGCAGAACGACUCGCCUGUCUUCUACACUGGGAGCUUCGACCUGCCCAAGGGCGCGGCAGCAGGGGAUCCGAGCAGCGACACGUUCAUCUCCGUUCCUGGGGGCGUAAAGGGCGUAUUGUGGGUGAACGGCGUCAACUUGGGGCGGUACUGGACGAUCGGGCCGCAGCAGAGCCUGUACGUCCCGGGUAGCAUGCUCAAGGCCAGCAAGAACGAGGUUGUCCUGCUUGAGCUGGAACCGCAGCCGGAUGUGAAGCUUACUGCGGAGGGCAUCGCUGAAAGGAAAUGGUUUAACAAUGCUGACCCGGAUGCUCCGAAAUGA